CCAAUGCCCCGGCCGAGAAGCUGAGGUCAUCAUUGAAAAUAAAGCAGUGGCUAUAAAACUGUUUUAGCAAUGCAGACAAUUAAGUGUGUUGUUGUGGGUGAUGGUGCUGUUGGUAAAACAUGUCUCCUGAUCUCCUACACAACAAACAAAUUUCCAUCUGAGUAUGUACCAACGGUUUUUGACAACUAUGCAGUCACUGUUAUGAUUGGUGGAGAGCCAUAUACUCUUGGACUUUUUGAUACCGCAGGACAAGAGGAUUAUGAUAGAUUAUGGCCACUGAGUUACCCACAAACAGAUGUAUUUCUAGUCUGUUUUUCAGUGGUCUCUCCGUUCUCAUUUGAAAAUGUGAAAGAAAAGUGGUUGCCAGAGAUAACUCACCACUGUCCAAAGACUUCUUUCUUGCUUGUUGGAACCCAAAUUGAUCUCAGAGAUGAUCCCUCUACUAUUGAGAAACUUGCCAAGAACAAACAGAAGCCUAUUACUCCAGAGACUGCUGAAAAGCUGGUCCGUGACCUGAAAGCUGUCAAGUAUGUGGAGUGUUCUGCACUCACACAGAGAAAGGCCUAAAGAAUGUAUUUGACGAAGCAAUAUUGGCUGCCCUGGAGCCCCCAGAACCGAAGAAGAGCCACAGGUGUGUGCUGCUAUGAACAUCUCUUCAGAGUCCUUUCUGCAAAGCUGGUGUCGGCAUCAUGCUAAAAGAAAUGUUUAAAUCAAAGUAAAGAUUAAAAAUUAAAAUUCGUUUUUGCAAUAAUGACAAAUGCCCCGCACCUACCCACAUACACUCAAGCAAGAUAGGCCCAUAGGUCUGGCAUUUCCCCCUCCAAA
Molecule: messenger RNA, 825 nt
Organism: Suncus etruscus (white-toothed pygmy shrew)
Lineage: Eukaryota; Metazoa; Chordata; Mammalia; Eulipotyphla; Soricidae
Product: cell division control protein 42 homolog
Exons: 1
Coding region: 70-567 (165 amino acids)
Biological process (GO): small GTPase-mediated signal transduction
Molecular function (GO): GTP binding; GTPase activity
Source: RefSeq, a predicted model, not a curated record